AUGGCUUCGUCAUUACCCAAGAGCUCAAUUGGAGCUCUGGCUCGGCUCAGAUGUCCCAAUGGCCACGUCCAACUACGAUCCUUCUCGACAACCGCCUCGGUCUGCCUGAUCGGACCAGAGAGCCCCAAAUUUAUCGAGAUCCCCGCCUCAGUUCAACCACAAGUUCGGUCCAAACCGGUCAUAAAAGGCGUUCUGCCUAGGCCCCGAGAUUUGUUUCCAAAACGUGCCGGCAACAAGACCUCUGCCGAAUAUUUUGGUGCGACGAUUCCUACACCGACAGCACAGUCCGAACCAGCGAAUGAUUAUGUGGCAUGGAAACGCGAAAUGGCUGAAAUGAGGCGGAAAAAUCUGCGCGAGGGCCUUGUGGCAUUGCGUGCGAGAAAGACACGUCAGGAUCAAAGGGUUGCCCAUCGGAGUUUGACGAAGAGCAGGGAAAGGGAAGCGCGGCUUCAUGCGCCUCAGCGGGAAGACGAAAGAUUGACAAGCCCGACAAUCACAGAAGCAAUGCGCACCCUUCAAGUUGGUCCUGUUCCGGAUCCAUACCGGAAGGUCCGGGUUGCCAAGAAGGCAGCGAGAGUGGCAGCGAACGAAGCUGCGAGGGAAGACGCCCGGAAAAACGCACUUCAUACUCUGUACAUGAAUGCUCGGUCAUUCAUCACGACGGAAGAGCAGCUCGAUGCAAAGAUUGAGGAGAUAUUUGUCAAGUUCCCAUUCCAGGGAUCAAGUUCCAACAACAUUUGGGACGCUAAGGGACCUCCUCCAACUGUUCGGAAUAUGCUGUCGACGAUCAACCACUCACAGAAGAGGGUCAUUGAUUACCACAGUGGCCCUGCUGUCAUUACUGGGGAAAGGAUCAAGAAGAUUGCUGAGGAGUUGACAGGUGGCAAGAUGGAUUAG
Messenger RNA from Venustampulla echinocandica, 897 nucleotides. RefSeq lists its product as uncharacterized. The record is from RefSeq and is a predicted model, not a curated record. NCBI's taxonomy places the organism in Eukaryota, Fungi, Ascomycota, Leotiomycetes, Helotiales, Pleuroascaceae. Bases 1 to 897 code for a protein of 298 amino acids. The transcript has a single exon.